AUGGAUCUCCCGCCAGGAAUCCCGACGGAUGGUGUCCCCAAUGGUCACGGCGGAGAACGUGAUGGCGGUGAGGUGGCGCAGUCCUCAACAGGGACAGCAGGCGUGCCAGCUAUGGGCUUUGUGUGCGUCAAUGGGAGCUGGGCCCCUUACUAUCUCGUGCAGGGCCAAAUGGUGAUUCAUGAUGCAGGGCUCUACGGGAUCAACGUGGGAGUCACCUGCCACGCCGGUUCGGAGGCCGGCAAUGCCACUCCAGAUCGGACUCCGGUGCCGCCACCUCCGCCUACACCUCUGCCUGCCACUAUGGGAUCUUCGGUUGGUGGGGGAGGAGGUGUGGAAGUAGAGGAGCCGAGCAAGUUGGUUACGAAGCUGCCCGUGUUGACUGCGAUGAAAGGGACCGAUGCCGCCGUGGUGGCCGGGGACUGGUUGGCACAGCUGGAGCCGAGUAUGGCAAGCUUGAGCAGCACGGCAGCUGUCUGGUGGCAUGACAUGAUGGCAAAGGAGCAGCGGGCCUCAAUGCUGUUGCUGGACAGCCUUCCGGAGGAUCUCAAGGCCGAGGCGGUCUCAGUGCGAGCGGUGACGGUCGAGGCCAUGGUGUUCCUUGUGCACUGCUCUUUCCAGCCAGGUGGCUCUGCGGAGAAGGCUUACUUGCUUCACUUCCUUACCUCGCCCGAUGCCGGGAACACAGUGGAUGCGGCGGUGGUGUCUAUUAGGAAGUGGAUUCGUCUUCUGCGGAAGGGAAAAGAGCUUCAGGUUGUACUACCCGAUCCCAGCCUUCUUUGCAGGGGUUUGGACAAGCUACAUGCUCAGGUCUUUGCCCAGAACAAGCACCCCAGUGCGGCCUUUCGGAUCGCAAGCUUCAAACUGGAUCGACAGUUGGACUACAAAGCCAAGGCCUCGGACGUGGAGGACUAUGCGCAGCUGAUUCUUGGGGAGUUGGAGGCGGCGAUGCUUGCGCAGCCUAUGGCCCCACCGCCAAAGUUGCAACGCAUGGAGGUAGAAGGCCAGGAGCCUGCAAAGAGCAAGGGCAAAGGGAAGGUGAAGAAGCAGUGCUGGGGCUGGCAAGAUGGAUCAGGCUGUAAGUACGGGCAAAACUGUUUGUUUCAACAUGAUCCUUUCGGUCCUGGGCGAUGCUGGGGGGAAUGGUACUUCGGUUCCAGCAGCUACGACGGGGGCGACUUCUCAAAAUUCGAUGCCUUCUUCUACAACAACCUCUUCGCUAGUUCGCAAGGCCGAGGAGGAGAGUGCGCAGAACGAGGGGGUGGUGCGAACCCCGCGCCGGUGGCGGCAGCCACCGCAACAACGACCUCUACGGAUUCGGCUAGAGAGGAGUUCUUUGAGGAGGCGGCUAAGGCCUUGAAGUCGCUGCGUUUGGCGAAAGCAACCUUGGAGAGGGUGGCCGCCAUGGAUCUCGAGGAAGAAAGGACGCUGGUGGACUCCGGCGCUACUACGUCGAUGAGGUCGGCCAAGGCCCAUGAACUUGAAGGACUUCCGAGCCGCAAAGUGUUGUUGGCGGAGGGCGAGGCGGUUUUCUACCAACUUCCAGGGGGGACCUUGCUUACGGAGCGAAAGACCUCGCCCAUCCUCGCGAUGAGUGAUCUUAUGGCCAUCGGUUGUCGAGUGUCAUGGAGCACUGGAGAUGGCUGCAAAAUCGUGCACCCAGUGCGGGGAGAUCUCCAAGUGACUGUUGUGAACGGAUGUCCAGAGCUGGAGGUGAAGUUGGGUUUGGACUUGAUCGCCGAAGCAGAGUCUAUGAAACUUCGUGGGCGUGAGGCCGAACUGGCUGUGAACAAGUUGGUUGAGUCGCGCAGCAAGAAGCCGGUGUUUGACUGGGAGCUUGGAGCCAAGGCGGUGAAGGACCUCCGCAAUGGUGUUGGGGUGUCGUGGGCUUGGUUGUACAAGGCGUUUCCCGAGGCACCUUCAUGGCUUCUUUCGGCUAUUCCAGUGACGGCGUCUAUGGAGGGUGCUAAGGUGCCAUGGAAUCGUCGCGAGCGGAAACGCUGGCAACAGGCGACGGCGAUCGCCAUUCAUCUGUUCUGUGGAAAGGACAGAGCUUCGUGGAUGUCAAGAGCCGAGGCAGCCCAUGUGGUCACGGUGGACCAAGCCGAGGACAUCAUGGCGGAUGAUACCUACGUGGCGCUGCUGGAGUUGGCUCUAUCUGGAAAGGUCAAAACGGUGUUUGGUGGCCCACCCUGCAGAACGUUCUCCGCACUUCGCAACUUGAGCCAUGGAGACAACGGACCUCGACCGCUACGGGAUCGCGAAGGUGAUGGACGGUGGGGUCGUGGUGAUCUUAGCGAAUGGGAGACAUGGAGGGUGCGACAGGACACAAUCAUGGUCUUUCGCAUGUUGUUUCUGUGGAUGGUGGCUGCAGCGGUGGCCAAGGGGAGGGGCGAUCGUAGCCCGGACUUUAUGUUGGAGCAUCCUGAGGACCCGAAUGAGUUCCUGAAGGAAGCUGGGAGAACUUCUCAAUGGGCCCUUCCGGAGAUGAAGGCAAUGGAGGUGAUCAAGUCUGAGGUGGAGGUGAGUUUGGCGGGAGCUACCUUGGAGCGCGUGAUGAAGAUGGACGCCAGCGAUGAUGAACGUCUAAAAAAGGUCAAGUACGGCUUGAUUGCGACGCUGGCGGUGCCGCAUGUGCUUGGCAAGCUUCUCCAGCCAGCGGAGCCCGGCGAGGAGGAUGAUGGAAGAGGAGUGGGACCAGUUGUGGAUGAGGGUGACCCUUUGGAGGGCGAUGAAGUGGGUCCCGAAGAGGAUGCGGAGGAACCUUUGUCGGCUGCGGAGAAGCGGCGUAGUGACAAGGAGGAGGCCAAGUCAGAGGCUCUGGUUUCUAAGGAAAAGAUCGAGGAUGUGACCAUGGUGGAGGUUCCCUUCUUUAUGCCGCUGGGAUCCAAAACGGCGGCGGAGGUGUUGAUGGCCACCAAGGAGAUUCUUCUACAAGUUCGUCGACUGGGUUUGGUGGUCAAGCGUGUGCACACGGACUGCGGAAGGGAGUUCGUUAACAAGGCGUUUCGAGCUCUAUGUGCAGACCGGGGCUUGGUGCGCACCACGACGGGCGGCGACAACUUCCGCUCCAGUGGCCGUGUGGAAGCGCUGGUUGGGAGAGCCAAAAGUGCGGUGAGAACCCUGUUGAGUUCGUCAAAGAUGGGACCGGAGGCUUGGGCUUUCGCGAUGAGGCACUACACUGCCAGAGUACAAUGGUCUGCGGUCACUCAGUUGGGCGGUCGCUAUCCUCGUCUACCUCCUUUUGGAACCAAGGUCUUUGUCAAGAAGAGAUCCUGGCAGAUGCUCAAGGAGGAGUUCGUGGAGAAGGUGGCACCGGCCCGGAGGAGCUACCUUACUACAAUGGUGGCCGUGGAGAAUGUGAAGGAGACCUCUGGUGAGUUUGAGGUGGAUGCGGCACCUACAGUGGGUGUUCAGCCGGGGAAGCGUCAUCGGAUCAAAGGCAAGACCACACUGGCCAUUGCAAAGUGCGAGGGGUUGCGCAAGCUGGAUCAGCAGGAGGAGCAUCUCAUCCAGGAUGAGGAGUGCGCUGAAAUGCUCCUGGAAGCCCAGGACUUUUCCCCAGAGGCCAUGGACGAGCUCCUGGGUGGCCUUUGGUUGGGUGAUGCUAUGCUCGCCAACCGACGAGGAAAGACCUUUGACUCAGGUUCGAAGGUUUCAGCGCAUGUGGCUGGGAUGUUUCGCCAUGGAGGAAUGGUGGGAGCUACCAACUUGGCUCGACAGCGUCCUGCCCUUACCAAGUAUCUGGUCCUGGCCAUGAAAGCACAACUCCCUCCGGGAACUACAUUUACCACCCUUGCCCUCAACUUCAACACGCCCAUGCAGUGUCACUGCGACACCAACAACAAGCCGGGUGAGAAGGCAUUCCUCAUGGGUUUCGGCAACUAUGUGGGAGGAGCGUUGUGGUGCCAUGAAAAUUGUGCUUCCAAUGAGGAGAUAGAUCCGUCCUUGUGUACCUGUCGGGUGUCUGCCAGUGGUCCACAGGAGUUCUACAUUGGAGACUCUGUUCCUGAUGAGUUGGACUCGGGCGAGAACGGGGUGGACAGCAAUCUGGUUUUGGGCGAUGGUGGGAUGGAGUCGUGGCUACAGGAAGAGUGGGGAGCGUAUGGACCUUCUGAGGUAGCGCAGCUCAAGACCGUCGCGGAGGAAAAGGAUGUCUCCUACCAGAUUGUCGGGGCUGAAGUUCCGUUGGAAGUGGGGUGGGAUUUGUUUGAGGUCUACUUGGAUGGACUUCGUCUGGCUUUGGUGCAGGAGGAGUAUGCCGAGAGAGACCACCUUAUUCGACAAAGUGAAGACGGUGAUGAGUGCCAAGGACCUCUUGCCCAGUGGAUGUCCAGCCGAAGGGCCUUGGAGGAGGUGUUGGGAUUGGCCAAGGAAGUCGAGGAUGACCCGCAGUGUGCUGGCCUUCGUAAGGCUGAGGCGACGGUGGACGACGAGGAGGCUCCCCUUCACACUAAGACGAUCCCCAACGAGAUUGUGCGCCGGGAGAUUGAGAAUGUGGGUGCCCAGCAUGCUCUCCGAGUACGAAAGGAGUUUGACUUGGUGCCGGGGAAGACUGUGCACACUGUGAAGGCGUUCACCGGACGACUGAAGAGCCGAGCGGUCAUCUGUGGGAAUUUCCUGGGGCAGAGUUUCUCCAAGGAUCAGAAGUACGCAGCUGGAGCUGAUGGGGUGUUGACUAGGGUCCUCCUUCGGAUGGUUGCGCUGAUGGGCUGGAGCCUAUGUGUGAUGGACGUGCGCGCCGCCUUUUUGCUGGCUCCUCUUCUAUUUCAAGAAGAUCGUCCUACGUUGGUUCAGGCGCCGAAGAUGUUUCUCCUGGGAGGAGUGUGUCGAGAAACCAUUUGGCGAGUCAAACGGGCUCUCUAUGGAAUGGUGACUUCUCCUCGAUCUUGGGAGGUGUAUAGGAACAAGACAAUGGCCCAAAUGCGGGGAAAGGUUCCGGAAGGUGAAGUUCGCUUCGUCCCCUCCGAGAUCGAUGGAAGCUUGUGGUAUGUCAUGGUGGGCGGAAGACGCGCAGGAGCCAUCAUCUGCUACGUGGACGACCUUCUGAUUGCUGGAGAAAAGAAUGUGGCUUCCGCGGCUCAAAUGGUUGCCCGAACAUGGAAGUGUACGGAGCCACAGUGGGAUGAUGUGUCGUUCAAUGGCUUUGAGAUUCGGAAGACCGAUGAGGGCCUGUUGUUGAGCCAGGACAGCUACACCAAGGAUUUGUUGGCUCGUUACAAGGACUUCGAUGGUUUUGAGGAAACUCCGGCCCCGGUCCAGCUCAAUGCGGAGGACUUUGUGAUCAAGGAGGACGAGUGCACGGCUGAUUUUGUGCGAGCAGCUCAGACCAUGGCGGGCGAGCUUCAGUGGCUGGCCGGUCGUUGUCGUCCGGAGGUACUGUAUGCUGUGAAUCUCCUGUCACAGGCCAUCAGCAAGAGUCCAAAGGAGGCCGUGUACCGAGGGGGCCACUUGAUUCGUUACCUCAAGCGCUUCCCCGAGGCCGGAAUCUUGUACAAGAAGGAGGCCCAGUUGACCGAGGACGCUCAAGUAUCCUCUGCGGGCAUCGUCAUCGAGGGCUUCUGUGAUGCGAGCUUUGCCCCGAACUCUGGAAGGAGUCAGCAGGCCAUCAUGAUCUUUGUCAUGGGCAGGUUGGUGGCCUGGACCAGUAGCCGGCAAGCUUUCGUGACUAUGUCAACCGCGGAAAGUGAACUGGUUGGCAUUUGUGAACUUACCACGUGUAUGAAGUCCAUCGAGCAGUUAGUCGCCGAGGUGAUGAUCCGCACUGGAGCAGCGGCCAAUGAGGUGAAGAAGGUGAUCUGCUCCGACUCCCAGGCGGCGUUGUCGGUGUGCCGUUGUGCCGCUGGCAGCUGGCGCACCAGGCAUUUGAGGAUCCGAGGAAACAUGAUCAGGGAACUGCUUGAGUUCCCCGACUGGGUCGCCUACCACAUUGAUGGACGGCUGAUGAUUGCCGAUUUGGGGACCAAGCCUCUUUCCUCGGAUCGUUUUGCCUUUCUCGUGGACAAGAUGCGAGUGGUAAGGAAGCGCCGUACCGUUACAGGAGCGGAUCCAGUUCAGGUGAAGAAGUUGCUUGCGCUCCUAUGUUUGGUGUCGCUGGUCGAUGGUGCAAGAGGUGCGGAAGCCGGAAAUGGUUCUGUGGGCUCCUUCGACUACGGUUUCUUCAUGAUCUGCAUUGUUGCCGUGAUUGAAGGGGGUCUUGUCACGACUAUGGGAGUGGCUGAUCGACGAGAGGGAGACUCACCCGAUGACUCCUCGGCCGCAUCCUCCAAUAGGCUGCGUCAGAGAAGUCGUCUUACCGGGGAAAAGCGUCCGCCUACGCCUCCAGUGCCCGCACCUUUCGAGCCCCUGGAGACUGUGCACGGUAACUACAACGACUACAGUUUCAAGCCGCCGACCGGAAAGCGCGACUACUGGGAGUGGAAGGAAUCUGAGGGCGUAGUAAUUCGCUGGCAUCCGACUCCCCGUACUUUGAUGUUUGUGCCGGGACAAACCGCAGCAGGACCAACGCAGGCCCAGCUCUCGGGACAUCGUGCCACCUACGCGACCUUUGCCAACGGGGAAACCAAGAAGAUUGUGGACAACUACCGGGAGAUUCACAAACCUGCUCAUCCCGUUGCUGAUCGUGAAUGGAAAGGAAGAACAGUGCUGAAAUUAGCACCCGGGGCGAACCGCCCA
Molecule: messenger RNA, 6672 nt
Organism: Symbiodinium sp. CCMP2456
Lineage: Eukaryota; Dinophyceae; Suessiales; Symbiodiniaceae
Source: the annotation of a GenBank genome assembly